AUGACUAACGCUGAAGAACAGCCAAUUGACAGAGCACACACCCAAGGACAACCUACUGCCGGUGUUGUCUCCAGGUCCUCUCAAGCUACUACUGCAAAGCAGUGGCUGAAAAGGAGACGGGGGACAACAGUGGAGAACGUAUCCCGUAAUUGUACAAGGACUACCCAUGUCGUCACAGAACAGAUCUUCCUGCCAAAAGGAAAUAUACAUCUGCUAACCAAGAUCAGACAAGUGCACAAAGACAACCUACAUCCAAUAUUGUCGUCCACGAGCACCAUCGCAGCGCAAAACCUGACGCUGUACGCAGGCGACAAUAUAGGAGCACGCCUCCUCGUACACCUAAACUACAAACUAGCAGAUGAAAGUAUGAACUGGGACAACCUACAUCCAAUGUUGUCGCCCACGAACACCAUCGCAGCGCAAAACCCGAUGUUGUACGUAGACGACAAUAUAGGAGCAGCCUCCUCGUACACCUAA
Messenger RNA from Morchella sextelata, 477 nucleotides. RefSeq lists its product as uncharacterized. The record is from RefSeq and is a predicted model, not a curated record. The coding region runs from base 1 to 477 and encodes 158 amino acids. The transcript has 3 exons. NCBI's taxonomy places the organism in Eukaryota, Fungi, Ascomycota, Pezizomycetes, Pezizales, Morchellaceae.